Molecule: messenger RNA, 900 nt
Organism: Oppia nitens
Lineage: Eukaryota; Metazoa; Arthropoda; Arachnida; Sarcoptiformes; Oppiidae
Product: BTB/POZ domain-containing protein 9-like
Exons: 2
Coding region: 79-900 (273 amino acids)
Biological process (GO): regulation of proteolysis; proteasome-mediated ubiquitin-dependent protein catabolic process
Cellular component (GO): cytoplasm
Molecular function (GO): ubiquitin protein ligase binding
Source: RefSeq, a predicted model, not a curated record
AUUAUAGUAUAAAUUACUAAUCAUAUUAUUUGGGAUCAGUUAACUAGCGGCCGACCAAUCAAUCAGUUUAAGGAAAAUAUGUCAAACACCGAAGUGGACAAUGAGUUAUAUCCAGAAAUGGAUUAUCUGAUGAAUUCAGCCGAAAGUGAUGUCCAGUUUCUGAUCGAUGGCCAAUCGGUUCCGGCCCUGAAAACGGUAUUGUGUCUCAAAAGUAAUGUGUUUCGGGCCAUGUUUUCGGGUCAAUGGCGUGAAUCGGUGGACAACACAGUUGAGAUCCGCGACACUACUCCCGAAGCGUUCAAAUUAAUGAUCAGAUUUAUAUAUACCGAGCAAUUGAUUCUCAACGACGACAAUCAAGAUAUGGAUCACAUCCGCGAUGUACUAAAACUCGCCGAUAAGUAUCAAUUGAAACGAUUGAUCAAAAGUGUUGGCCAACACUUGAUGUCAAUGAUAUCGAUGGAUAGGAUUGAAGUGAUCGGCCGAUUGGCUAUUGACUAUCAAUUGGAUGAAUUGAUGGCCAAACUUAAGAUAUUCAUUGAGGAUAACAUCAGUGAACUGAUGGCUAAACCGCAGUCCCAGUUGAAUACCAUUAACAAUGCCUUAAAUAAUCUAUUGUUUGAAAGUUUUAGACUAUAUUUGAUUAAAAUUAAUGAUUUUUUUAAUACUCAAGCAUUGUAUGAUAAAGAUGGCAAUUAUAGUAGAUAUAAAAUCGGUGACUAUACCUGUACUUAUAAAAACUGUACUCCCGGUGCCGUUAAACCUAUUGAUAUACAUAAAUUGCCCAAAUCUCUGGUUGACAGUAAUGGUGAGUAUUAUAGAUACCGAAUCAAUGGUGAUAUCUAUAGCUAUAGUGAUUGCAAUUAUGGAGAAAUCAAAGACAUCGAUAUCAGUAAAUUAUAA